AUGGCUUCAGAGCUGCCUGUUGCUCCUGCUAAUAGUGUUAAUGGCCCCUCUGUUGCUCUUGCUUCAAAAGUUGUUGAAAUCAUCCGUUGGAUCCCUCCUGCUCCAAAUUGGGUGAAGCUCAACUUUGAUGGGUCUGUCCUCUCCACCUCUGGUGCUGCUGGCUUUGUUAUUAGAGACUCUUUUGGGGUUCCCUUAGUUGCUGGUGCACGUAGACUCCAUACUUCCAGUGUUCCAAUUACUGAGUGUUGUGCUCUUAAAGAUGGUCUCGUUGCUGCCAAAAGGUUCGACUUCAAGUCUAUUGUGGUUGAAGAAGAUUCUCUCUUAACGAUCAAUUGCGUUACGAAUGUUUGUGAAGUCCCUUGGCGUCUCAAAUCUGAUGUUAAUUAG
Messenger RNA from Fragaria vesca subsp. vesca, 387 nucleotides. RefSeq lists its product as uncharacterized. Lineage: Eukaryota; Viridiplantae; Streptophyta; Magnoliopsida; Rosales; Rosaceae. The coding region runs from base 1 to 387 and encodes 128 amino acids. The record is from RefSeq and is a predicted model, not a curated record. The transcript is spliced from 2 exons.